This is a messenger RNA of Megalobrama amblycephala (Wuchang bream), 5260 nucleotides long. RefSeq names its product disintegrin and metalloproteinase domain-containing protein 10-like. The record is from RefSeq and is a predicted model, not a curated record. The transcript is spliced from 15 exons. Bases 667 to 2805 code for a protein of 712 amino acids. Gene Ontology annotation, cellular component: plasma membrane; synaptic membrane. Gene Ontology annotation, molecular function: metalloendopeptidase activity involved in amyloid precursor protein catabolic process. Gene Ontology annotation, biological process: Notch signaling pathway; membrane protein ectodomain proteolysis. Lineage: Eukaryota; Metazoa; Chordata; Actinopteri; Cypriniformes; Xenocyprididae.
UAUUAAUUACUGCAUUUCUGUGACGUAAUUGUGUUUCAAUCUGUUUUAUUUAAAUAUAAGCCUUUCGAAUGGCUGUCAUAAACACUGGAUUUAUUCAUAACAUACAUUAAAAACUGAAGAACAUGUUGAGUUAAUGUAAUGAAUGAACUGAGACGCUACAAUGAUCAUUAAAGAGCCACAAAACCAUAUUUGUUCUUUGAACUUUGUAAUAAAAUUAGAAUCAUAUGAAAUCUGAGACUUUGUUUCAUAUCAGAAGUAUCUAAGCACAAAGUUUAUUGAUUAUUGGAGCUGAAAACAGCACAGACUAAUCCAUUCCUCUGAUUUAAGAUUCGUUAUCGGUUCAUCUAAAUGAGGAUUGAUUCAGAAUGAUUCAGUCUAUUAUGACCCAUCUGUAGAAACACCCUGAUGUUCAGAGCUGUGAGAUCUGUGGAAGACUAGCUGAGAUUAGGAAAGUAUGAUCUUCUGUUGUGAACACCUAAACAUCUGCAGUGAAUCAGUUUCUGUCGGUUUAUCACGAUGAUUUUAUGAUUUUCAGAAGAAUAUGAAGGUGAAUCAGUGAGAUCUUCACUCUCUCAGGGUCUUUCAGUCUCAAAGUCUUCUUGAAAUCAGAAAUCAUCAGGACAGGAAGAGCUGAGCCUGUUUUCAACAUUAAAGCUGUUUUUUUCCAUGCAUUUCAACCUGCGGAUGAAGCGAGACACCAGGCUGUUUUCAGACGACUUCAAGCUGGAGAUGUCCGGAGAGGAGCUGGAGUACGACACCUCGCACAUCUACACCGGACAGAUCUACGGAGAACACGGCACUCUGACGCACGGCUCGGUCGUGGACGGGAAGUUCGAGGGCUUCAUUCAGACCCAUCGAGGCACGUAUUACGUGGAGCCGGUCGAGAGAUACCUGCAGGAUAAAAACGUCCCGUUCCACUCCGUCAUCUACCACGAGGACGACAUCCAAUAUCCUCACAAGUACGGGCCGGAGGGCGGCUGUGCGGAUUCGUCUGUGUUUGACAGGAUGAAGAAAUACCAGGCGUCAGUGCUGGAGGAACCGGCGAAGGAGAACCGGUCAGCGGAGGAGCAGGCCUUGCUGAGGAAGAAGAGGAUGACUCAGGUGGAGAAGAACACCUGUCAGCUCUUCAUCCAGACCGAUCACCUGUUCUACAAAUACUACAAGACCAGAGAGGCCGUCAUCGCUCAGAUCUCCAGUCACGUGAAGGCCAUCGACGCCAUCUACCAGGGCACAGACUUCAUGGGCAUCCGCAACAUCAGCUUCAUGGUCAAGAGGAUACGGAUCAACACCACCAGUGACGAGCGCGAUCGGUCCAACCCUUUCCGCUUCGCCAACAUCGGCGUGGAGAAGUUCCUGGAGCUGAACUCGGAGCAGAAUCACGACGACUACUGCCUGGCCUACGUCUUCACCGACAGAGACUUCGACGACGGCGUGUUGGGUCUGGCCUGGGUCGGCGCUCCCGCCGGGAGUUCUGGAGGCAUCUGUGAGAAGAGCAAGCUCUAUUCCGACGGGAAGAAGAAGUCUCUCAACACGGGAAUCAUCACGGUUCAGAACUACGCCUCACACGUGCCGCCCAAAGUCUCGCACAUCACGUUCGCACAUGAGGUCGGACACAACUUCGGCUCGCCGCAUGACUCCGGGUCGGAGUGCACUCCGGGCGAGUCCAAGAGCCAGGAUAAGAAGGAACGGGGGAAUUACAUCAUGUACGCCCGCGCCACAUCCGGAGACAAGCUUAACAACAACAAGUUCUCCGUGUGCAGCAUCAAGAACAUCAGCCAGGUGCUGGAGAAGAAGCGCGGCAGCUGUUUCGUGGAGUCCGGGCAGCCGAUCUGCGGGAACGGGCUGGUGGAGCCGGGCGAGGAGUGUGACUGCGGAUACAGCGAUCAGUGUAAAGACGAGUGCUGCUACGACGCCAAUCAGCCGGACAACAGGAAGUGCAAACUCAAACCCAACAAAGUCUGCAGUCCGAGUCAGGGUCCGUGCUGUACGGCCGACUGCAGCUACAAGAGCCGAAACGAGAAGUGUCGCGAGGAGUCCGAGUGCGCUCACCAGGGCAUGUGCAGCGGCAUCUCCGCCCAGUGUCCCACCUCAGAGCCCAAGGCCAACUUCACCGCCUGCCACGGGGACACGCAGGUCUGCCUCAACGGGGGCUGCUCCGGGUCCAUCUGUGAGAAGUACGGCCUGGAGGUCUGCACCUGCGCCAGUGUGGACGGCAAAGACGAGACGGAGCUCUGCCACGUGUGCUGCAUGGAGAAAAUGAACCCCAGCACCUGCAGCAGCACCGGCUCCGAGCGGCUCGCCCGCUUCUUCAAUAAGAAGGUCACGACUCUUCAGGCCGGGUCGCCCUGUAACGACUUCAAGGGCUACUGCGACGUCUUCAUGAAGUGCCGUCUGGUGGACGCCGACGGUCCUCUGGCCCGCCUGAAGAAAGCCAUCUUCAACCCGGAGCUGUACGAGAACAUCGCCGAGUGGAUAGUGGCUCACUGGUGGGCGGUGCUGCUGAUGGGCAUCGCUCUGAUCAUGCUGAUGGCAGGAUUCAUUAAGAUCUGCAGCGUUCACACGCCCAGCAGCAACCCCAAACUGCCGCCUCCUAAACCGCUGCCAGGAACGCUGAAGAGACGACGAGCUCAACACGCCGCUCAGCAGCAGCAGCAGCAGCAUCAUCAGCACCACAACCAGAACCAGCACGCUCACGGCCACCAGAACCAGCGGCCGGCUCCCCGUCAGGCCCAGCGCCAGCCGCAGCCGCAGCGCCACCACCGGCAGCCCCGCGAGAACUACCAGAUGGGCCAGAUGAGACGCUGAGAGCCGCCGGAGCCGCCGGUCCACGGCCCGACUGAAGGACGCAUCCGCCGCCCACUCCAGAACUCGCUCUCGUCCCGUUCUAGAGCUCCGGCGGCCGCGGACGCGCUCCUUCAGUCUGACCGCGGAGCGAGGCUUUACUCCAAAGAACCGAACUGGGCCGCACCACAUCAUCAUCACAGUAACGGCAGAGCUUCAUCCGGGAUCACGCACUAAACUGGAACGCUUUACGGGAACAAGUCCAGGUCCAUAAUGCUUCCUCAGACUGGAGUUUCUCUUUGGAGUAAAAACGAACCACAACUCCGCCGCUCGUUCACGUUUGCUUCGGACUCACGGAGCAGAUCCGUUCCUGAGUUUUGUUUCGUAAUGAUUAUGUUUGUUUGUUUGUUUUGCCCUCGCGUGCCAAGGUUUACCGGGGUAUUUGUAGAUAGUCACUUCUUUCCUUUGAAAACACUUGAGACUCGACGUGGUUUGAUAUGAAAACAUCAUCUUUUUAAGGAAGCGUCUGGAGCUUCGGCCCGAAUCGUUGCCACCUGGUCGGAAAAGGACUUUUAUUUUGUAAGACCAGAAAUAUUACGCCUUCCCUUUUCCAGACUCACGGCUGUACAGAGAAACGAUAUUAGCUGUAUUAUACGAAGAUUAUUUCUUCUACUGUCAAUAAGAGAUUUACAGUUUUGUUGACAACACUCAGGACUCAAAAACGCUCAAACGAAGCGGCGGUUCGGCGCGAGGAGGACGGAUCCCGCGGCGGCCGCCCCACGUCAUUCCGCCGUUGACCUGCUUCAUUCUGUGUGUGUGUUUGUAUAUAGCUCAUCUCCAAUCACGUCCUCACGUCCACUGCACUUCCUGUACACGCCCCGAACGAGGAAUGUGCAUGAACAACUUGAUUUUCUUGUGUUUGUGUCAGCGGUACGACCAUGAUGAUGAAGAUCAUGAUCGUUUCUAUGGAAGCUUGUUUCCGCCACAGAACGAAAGAUUUAAAAAGUAAAUGCGACUUUAUCUCGCAAUUCUGAAUUUUUUCUCGCAGUUGUUUUUAUUUCUUGCAAUUCAUGCUUUUUCCUUACAACUCAGACCAUUUCUUUUGCAAAUUCGCAAUUCUGAAUUUUUUUUCUUUCAAUUGAAUUGUGAAGGAAAAAAAAUCUGAAUUGUGAGAAAUAAAAACUCACAAUUGCAAGAAAAAAUUCGUAAUCAUGAGGAAGUCUGAAAUGUGAGACGAAAAUGUAUUCAUUGUGAGAAAAAAAAUCAUAAGUAAAAAAUUCAGAAUCGCAAGAAAAGUCAGAUUUUUCUCUGAAUUGCGAGAAAGUCAGAAUUGUAGACAUAAAUCUGAUUUUUCUCACGAUUCUGAAUUUUUUUCUCUCAAAUGUGAGUUUUUAUAUCUUGCAAUUCUUCAUGCAAUUUUUAUUUCUCGCAAUACAUACUUUUUUUUUUUUUUUCAGAUUAUUCCACACGUUAUGAAUUUUGUCUGACAAUUGUUUUUAUUUCUCGCAAUUCUGACUUUUUCUCGUAAUUGCAAGUUUUUUUUUUUCUCUGUAUGUUAUAAAGUCCUACUUUGCAAGGAAAAAGUAGUAAUUAAUCUUUUUUUAUCUUUUUACUCAAUGGUGGAAACAAGCUUCCAUGUGUUUCAGAUUUGAAGUAACUGAAAGUGUUUCUGGGAUGUUCAGAUCCAGCGUUUGCUGUGAAGAGCUGAAACCAUGGUUUGAACCCCAGCUGAUCUAUUCGAGAGCAGGACAGUUCCGAUUGUUCCCUGCUAAUGUGUUUUAAAGUGUAGCUGCAGUUUCCUGUAGAGGAUUCUCACGGUUCUAUUAACACAAGGUUUAGUUUACAGUCCUCCAUCAUCCUCCUCAUCUCCUGCAGAUGGGCGGCAGACUCAGGUGUGUGAAGGGCCGCUCGCCGAGGGAACAUCACGCUUCCCUUCAUCCUCUCUGACAGAGAGCAGGACCAUCUCAGCAGGUGUAAAAUAUGUACAGUAACUGGAGAAUUUCUGUUAUAUUUGAAGGUACAUUUUGAUACUUUUCUUUUGUUCGAGUCCAGGCCGGCCGCCGAGCCACAUCCGGUUCUUCUUUUCCGUACUGCCGUCUGCCAUGAAGAAACCAGGCGGCGCUUCGGUGGUUUUGCGGCGGUCUGGACUGGAGGAGAUCUGAAUAUUUGCCUGUAUUUGACUUCUUUUAAUUUUUACGUAGUCUUGGUGAAAUUUCAUAGAGGAAAAGUGCACUGAAAAAAGUCUUAAUCGAGUCCAAAUGUCGUAGGUGAAAAUAGGCCGAACACUAAAAUUGAGAAACGAAUGAACAAAAAAAGAUUAAUACUGCUGUCUGUUAAUGUUCACUGUGUUUUAUACAGUACCUAAAUUUUUGUUCACUUUGAACAUUUUUACGUAACAUUUCAAAACGUAUUGUGCAAAGAGAUGUAAUUUUUUUGGAGUACUUGAAAUGCAUUAAUAAAAAGACUGGGUUGAACGGCU